GAUUUAUUUAUGUUUCAAUUGCAAUUAUUUUUAUGUUGUUUUAUCGAUUUUCAAUAUGAAUAUUUAUUAGUUUAGUAAUGAUACUUUGGGUUAUCACAUCACUUGUUGAAUAUUAUUCAUAAGUGCGCAAGUUUGCUGUUUGCGUCAAUUUUUGAAAAAUUUCGUUCGAAAACUCUGUCUUUUUUGAAGAGGAAAAAUUAGCUUUCAGGAGAAAGGAACAAAAUGACCAACAUAAAAAUUACGGCAGUAGGCGACGGAGUCGUCGGCAAAACUUGCCUACUCACCACCUACGUCACAGGAGAAUUCCCGGAGGAAUACGUUCCAACAGUAUUCGAGCAUUACGGUGAUAAAAUUACAGUGGACGGUAUCGAGUACGAUAUGACCUUAUGGGACACAGCUGGACAAGAAGAUUACGAGAGACUGAGACCUUUAUCGUAUCCUGGUACAAAUUGUUUCUUAGCCUGCUUCUGCGUGGACAAAAACAUAGCAUCGUACGAUAACAUUCACAUGAAAUGGGUGCCCGAAAUACGACAUUUUUGUCCUGACACGCCAAUAGUUUUAGUUGCAACGAAAUCCGAUUUAAGAGAAAAUCCCAGUAUUAAAUGUUACUCCCAAGACGAAGGCCGCAAACUUAAACGCAAAAUUAAGGCUCAAAGUUACAAAGAAUGUUCGGCUUUGAGAAAUGAAGGCUUGAAAGAAGUAAUUAUAGAGGCUAUACAGGUGGUGCAAAAGUAUAAAGUCAAAAAAAGGAACACUCAGUGUCAAUUAUUGUGAAAAAAUUAUUAAUGAUAUUAAACUCGUGAUAUACCUAAAUAUUUACUAUGAUAUUUUUUGCUUUAGUGAAAGUAAAAUCAACCUUUUGGCCUUUCGUUUGGUGCAAUAAAGAUUCAAGGGCCAAAGAUUUCUUUCAAUAAAGCUAAAUUCCUUUUAGUGUUGUAUUAUUUUUGACUGCAAUUUAGUUUUUUAAAGAAAGUAAAAUUUCCUUUCUGCAUUUUAGAUUUGUUCCUGCAAAAUGAUAAACAUAUAGCAGAAAGAUUAAAUUAAUUAUGAUCAUUUUUAAUAUGUUGCAGGAACAGACCUACACUUAAGUAAAUGAUGUGUAUUAUUUUGUUUUAAAUAUUUUGUCUAUAUAAAUCAAGUCCAC
Molecule: messenger RNA, 1144 nt
Organism: Ceutorhynchus assimilis (cabbage seed weevil)
Lineage: Eukaryota; Metazoa; Arthropoda; Insecta; Coleoptera; Curculionidae
Source: the annotation of a GenBank genome assembly